UAAACGGAAACAUGUUUCAAAUUAUCUCGUUUACAAACAUUUUCUUUAUAUAUGUAGUAACGUUUUGGUUAAUGUUUCACCCUUGUCUAAGCGAUGCUCAUCAAGAGAAACAUUUCCUGCACUACAAGUUUACAGUCCUGACUAAAGCAGACACAUUCCCAGAGUUCAGUGCUGUGAUUGUUGCUGAUGACAGACAGAUCAAACACUUCAGUGAUGAAGAAAGAGUCUGGAUUCUGACUGAAGAUCAAACUGAACCUCCUAAAGAUCCACCUGAUUCUAGAAAAUGGUUCAUACGUCAGAUCAGGACUCUGACAAACUGCACAAACUCACAGUGUUCUGAGCUUCAUGUUCUUCAGAGAAUAAUUGGCUGUGAACUGGAGAAACUUCCUGAUGGAACAGUGAAUCUGACUGUCUUUGAUGAAUAUGGAUUUGAUGGAGAGGAUUUUAUAUCCUUUAAUUCUGACACUAUGAAGUGGAUUGAUAAAAACCCCAAAGCCAAAGAAACCAAAAUGCAAUGGGAUCUUCAAACAGGACGAAACCAGUUCAUCAAAUAUUUCCUCAAGAACUGCAUUGACUGGAUCUCAACAUUUAAUGACAUUAAUAAGAGUUCUCCAGAUGUUCACAUCUCUGUGAGGAAAGCUCCUGAUGAUCACAGUAAUCUGGUUCUGACGUGUCUGGCCACUGGUUUCUACCCCAGAGAUGUUCAGAUGAACAUUAGAAGGAACAGAACUAAACUUAGGCAUCAAACAUCUUCAGGAAUCAGACCAAAUGAUGAUGAAACCUUUCAGAUGAGAAUCAGUGUGAAGAUCAACAGAAACUACAAAGGAUUUUAUUACUGUCUGGUCAAUCACAGCAGUCUGAGAAAACCAAUUUCAGUAAAAUGGGAUGGAAGAUGUUCUGACUGUGAAACGGAUCAUACAUGGAUUGCUAUAGGAGGAAUAGCAACAGCUGUAGUUCUCGCUGUGAUUAUUAUUGUGAUUGUGAUUAUGUUUGUAACUGUGACUGAUUGCUGCAUCUACGAAAGGAAAACUCAGAGAUAAAUAACAGAGGAGAAUAUUAUGAAGACAGAAACACAUAAUCAUCUCCACACACAGGCAGAUGCACAUGAUUUAUCAGGAAAUGGCGAAUUGUUGCAGUGAAACAUCAGAGGAUUUAAAUGCUUCUGGAACACACUGACUACUGUGAAAUUACACUCUGAAACGGACAAGUUUAUUUCCAGAGACCUCAUGAGCUAAACAAAAUGAAUUCUGUUGUGGUGAAUGAGAGACUGCACUUUUGCAUGCCUGUUUGAUCCACUAGAAAAAAUUAUAAUCCAUGAUAGCAUUUCCAUGACUUUUCAAAUUAUUAAUUAAUUAAUUAAUUAAUUAAUUAAUUUUGGAUCGCUGCUGCAGUCUGCUUGUCACCUCAACUGAUUCCAGCCCCUGAACUUGGCAUUUCUGCCAUGUCUGUGCUUUUGUCAGGAUUAUUUCAUACAAUUAUCUAAUAAUAUGGCUUGUUGUGGUUAAUGGUUGAGACAGAUGUGCACACUUGUGGAACAUAAACAGAACACGUUGUUGGAUCGUCUUGACAGCGGCUAAAAGUUUUGUUCGUCAGAAUGACAAUGGCUGAAGAAUAUGUCGCUCAAGACAACACAAACUCCGACAGCACUGCUUGGAUAUUAUAACUAAAACUGCUGCACUAUUUUGGACUUUGAACACGGGCUCAUUUGUUUGAGUCCAACGAUCGUAUACAGUUUUACAACAUAAACGGUGCUCAGAUUGCAUAAUUUCUUGAAGAAUGACGAUUGAGAGUAGAUCAUUCAGAAGAAAUGUGAUGCAAACAAUGGACAGUACAUCAGUAUUUCAUGGAUUUAAUGCUGUUGUGGACAAAAAGAGCUGUUGGAUGUUUUUCAAUGGAUGCACAUGGACAUUUUACCCAAGUGCGACGGAUUCAUUACAAAGGUAUGAAGUCCCGUUUUGAUUUUGCGCAUUGUUAUUUGCACUCCUGACACAAAUUACACAUGUAGUGACAUCUUUCCGUGGAUAAAACAACAUUCCUUCUGAUGUUCAUUCAUGUUUAUUUGGUGCUAUAGUAGAAAAAGAUGAUCGAUUCACAUGCUGCUUGAACUGAGGUGCUAGUCAGGGCCGUGCCCACCAUUGAGGUCCGGACCUCAUUAUUUUUUGUGUAUAUCCCUGUUUUUCUUUGUACUCUAUCCUGCUCUGUGUUCACAAAUUGCAAAUCUCUCUGUCACACACACACACAUACACACACACACUUUGAACAUAGUGGUUAUAAUUUAAGAUAACCACUAAGUAAAAAGGAUUCCUUACUUUUGGUUAUCCAUAUUGGAAAUUGCAAACAAAGUAGAAACUAUAUCUAUAGAAUCUGUAUCUAUAGAAAUCUAUAGGUGUACCAAAUGAUUAACCAUUAAGAGCAUUUGGAUUAAAUAAUAGACGUGUAUUAAACUAAAUGAAAAGAGAUGCAAAUGAAAAGUUUGAUAGUAAUAGCAUUAUAAAGGCAGUUACUGUGAAUGAAACAUUUAUAAAGAUGAAACACUUAUUUUGUGUUGUGAAAAUGACUGGGAUUUUGUGUAUUGUACAAACACAAGUGAAAAUAUGAUGAAAUGUUUGAAAAAAAAAUGCACAUGUGAUGAUCUGUUAUGAUAUUAGUAUUAAGAGUUUUGAAUAUUUACCAGUUGCUUGUGAAAAUUGCACCAAAGCAAUUAAAAAAAACUGUAGUGUUUUCAGUGAUAUCCAACGUAUACAUAUCUGUUCACUUCUCAAAAAAUUGGGUUUCAUGACCCUUUAUAGAGCCACAAAACGGUAUUUAUUGUUUGGAUUUCUUAAAAAAAAAAUGAUCGAACUUGAAAGUGGACUGAAAGUGUUUAUAUUAAAAGUCUGUACCUUUGGCUUUUUGCUUCUGGCGACUGAAUUUAGGCUUCAAAAUUCAUAAAAGUGUUGUUCAUCUCUGAAAAGUA
Messenger RNA from Megalobrama amblycephala (Wuchang bream), 2956 nucleotides. Its product is annotated as zinc-alpha-2-glycoprotein-like. Gene Ontology annotation, cellular component: external side of plasma membrane. Lineage: Eukaryota; Metazoa; Chordata; Actinopteri; Cypriniformes; Xenocyprididae. The record is from RefSeq and is a predicted model, not a curated record. Bases 12 to 1040 code for a protein of 342 amino acids. The transcript is spliced from 7 exons. Gene Ontology annotation, biological process: immune response.